Molecule: messenger RNA, 1167 nt
Organism: Rotaria sp. Silwood1
Lineage: Eukaryota; Metazoa; Rotifera; Eurotatoria; Philodinida; Philodinidae
Source: the annotation of a GenBank genome assembly
AUGACAUCAACAAACGUAUACGAAAAACAUUAUCUUACCAAGUCUCGCACAAAAAAUGAUGAUAAUGUAUAUGUGUUGAUUUUAUUUAAAUGUGACAAUACAUUUAUUAUUAAAAAAAAAUCAAAUCUUCAUGGUAUUGCAGAAAAUGGUCUAGUGACGAUCAAAGAUCGAAAUAAAAGUUAUGUUGGUUAUUGUUUAUUUGAGGGAUCAUUAACAGAAGUGGAAUCUGCGGCUGAGCGUUUAGAUAAAGAAAUGAAUACUGAUUUAGAAUCAGAUUGUGAAAAUAUUAUGAAUAAUCAUAAAGUGAACAAACAACAAGGAUUCAGUCAAUCUUCAAUAUUAAAAACGCCAAACAAUUCAAGUUUUAAGAUUGAUCGUUCAGCAACAAUAAAAAAUAGUAAGGUUCAAAAAAAAAUAAAUAAUGAUUCAAUAGAUUCAACAAAACGAUCUUUAGCUACGACGUCUUUUGAUAGUGCAUCAAAAACGUAUGAAACACCACCAAUUUUAGACAAGGCUGUUCAGAAUAAAAAAGUACUGGAAGCAUCAUACAAACAAGAUGCUGCUUCUGCUUAUCAAGCCCGAUGUGAUAGUCAAUGUGUAACCGAAGACGAAGAAACUCUACAAAGUGAAGAAACAUUAUCAUCGUAUGACGGUGCUGAUGAUUUUGAAACCGAUGAUGAUGACGACUCAACAGAAACAAUGGUUGGUAUUACAAAGUCAUUAACAACAGCAGCACGAUUGAAAUCAACAUCAGUUAAUCAAAUUAAUGUAGCACUAUUUGGUGGUGAUUUUGAUACAGAAAAUCAAUCACAGAGUGACGUGCCAUUUCAGCAGUCUCUAAGUUACAAGAAACAAGAUGGUACAACUGUCGAUUUAUUACAAUUAUACGGCGUUCGAACACAGAUAGGACGUUUCGUCGCUCUGGUGAUGGAUCAUGUGUUUACAAAACAUGAACUAUGCACCAUCACAACAAGUGAACUGAUAAAAGAUGAACGUUAUAACAUUAUUAGGGAAACUGUAAGAUCAAGAUUCAAACUCGAUGCGAAACAAAUGAAUAUCGAGUGGCCGACAAUUCAUGAAAGUAUACUUCAAAAACGACGCAAUGAAAGUAAAAAGAAAAAUGGUAAUACCAGCAUCGUCAACAACAACCAUUUACCACCACAAUAA